AUGAUGAUGAUGUCUCUGAACAGCAAGCAGCCUUUCGCCAUGGCCCACACCAGCUUGCCCGAACCCAAGUACUCGUUGCAUUCCUCCUCAUCCUCCACUCUGACUUCCAAUGCACCCUCGUCCUCCUGCUCGUCCUCCCGACACAGCAGCACCAUCAUCAGCAGCAGCGGCGGCAGCAGCUCGGAGGCGAUGCGCAGAGCCUGUCUCCCAACCCCACCGAGCAAUAUAUUCGGAGGCUUGGAUGAGAGUUUGUUGGCCCGGGCUGAAGCUCUAGCGGCGGUGGAUAUAGUCUCGCAGACCAAGAGCCACCACCACCCUCCACAUCACAGUCCCUUCAAGCCGGACGCAACCUACCACACCAUGAACACUCUCCCCUGCACCUCGUCUUCCUCCUCCUCCUCCUCGGUGCCUAUUUCUCAUCCGUCCGCCUUGGCUGGCCACCACCAUCACCACCACCAUCACCACCACCACCAGCCUCACCAGGCGCUGGAGGGGGACCUGCUGGACCACAUCACUCCGGGACUGGCACUAGGAGCCAUGGCAGGGCCGGAUAGCUCGGUGGUUUCCACGCCUGCGCAUCCUGCCCACAUGGCGGGCAUGAACCACAUGCACCAGGCGGCCAUCAACAUGGCUCAUGCCCACGGGCUACCACCGCACAUGGGCAUGAGCGACGUGGACGCCGAUCCAAGGGACUUGGAAGCCUUCGCGGAGCGGUUUAAGCAGAGACGGAUCAAACUCGGGGUUACCCAGGCGGAUGUAGGGUCAGCUUUAGCCAGCCUGAAGAUUCCUGGGGUGGGCUCCCUCAGCCAGAGCACCAUCUGCCGAUUCGAGUCCCUCACGCUCUCGCACAACAACAUGAUCGCGUUGAAGCCCAUCCUGCAAGCGUGGCUAGAAGAAGCCGAGAAAUCACACAGGGAGAAACUUAACAAACCCGAGUUAUUCAACGGCGCGGAGAAAAAGCGGAAGCGCACGUCGAUAGCCGCGCCGGAGAAGCGAUCGCUGGAGGCCUACUUUGCCAUCCAGCCGCGUCCCUCCUCGGAGAAAAUCGCAGCGAUCGCAGAGAAGCUGGACCUGAAAAAGAACGUGGUGCGGGUCUGGUUUUGCAACCAGCGACAGAAACAGAAACGAAUGAAAUACUCUGCAUGCGUCUAA
Molecule: messenger RNA, 1152 nt
Organism: Chelmon rostratus (copperband butterflyfish)
Lineage: Eukaryota; Metazoa; Chordata; Actinopteri; Chaetodontiformes; Chaetodontidae
Gene: pou4f2
Product: POU class 4 homeobox 2
Exons: 2
Coding region: 1-1152 (383 amino acids)
Biological process (GO): regulation of transcription by RNA polymerase II
Molecular function (GO): DNA-binding transcription factor activity, RNA polymerase II-specific; RNA polymerase II cis-regulatory region sequence-specific DNA binding
Source: RefSeq, a predicted model, not a curated record